AUGAAACUUUCAGCCAAAUUCCCAUCCCUGGAGAAAGAAUGGGACUUGAAUCUGCUUCCAAUCACGUCUUCUAAAUCGAGUCCUGGUGCAUCACAACCCUUGAAAUCCAACUUGAUGGGGUCAUUUGUGCCAUUUGGUGGCUUCUUCCCUAUACAAACCGAGUUCGAAAACUCAUCAAGAAACUCAGAUCAAUCUGUAACUCGUUGUGACCUUUGCAACGAGAAGUAUGAGCAUGAAGUUUCCAUUGUUCUUAAAGGAGGAACAACAGUGUCUGUUGCUGAUCAACAGUCCGUGGGUUUAGCUUCUUGGUUGCAAAAUCCCGAAUCUGAUCUAACCAAAGGAAACACUGGAAUACAGGCUAUAGACCAUGGCAGUGUAUUCAAUGUCAGGGUGACCGGGCUGCAAAGGAAAUGGAACGACAUAUGUCGCCGUCUCCAUGGCAAUCCCUCAUCACCACCAAUCAGGGCCCGUUUCCAAACGGAAACGGGCUCUGAUUGGAGAUUUCAGCCCGACUCCAAACGGGCUGAAAUCAACAUCCAAGAUUCAAACCAACAAAGCCCAUGUAAAAAUCUAUCACCACCCGUCGACUUUUUUACAACCACACCAUCAUCGUCACCACCAACUUCCAUAACAACAGAUUUGGGCCUCGGAACAAUCUAUGUCGAGGCCCAUGAAAUACCAAAAUCUUACGAAAAAGAUUUUAAGCAAGUAUACAAAGCUCUUGUUGAUAAAGUCGGGUAUCAAGAUGAUUCGAUUCGUGCCAUUAGCCAAACGAUUACGCGGUGUAGAAUCGGGGACAAAAGGCGCAAUAUUUGGUUUAUGUUUUGUGGGCCCGAUAGAGUCGGGAAGAAGAAAAUCAGUCAAGCAAUUGGUGAAGUUGUGUUUGGAAACCGGGAUAGCCUGAUUUCUAUAGAUUUGAAUUUUGAAAACCAGAUACAUCAUCGGAGCUCGGUUUUUGACAGGAAAACUGUAAACUUUUCUGAUUUGUCAUUCAGAGGAAAGACCAUUACGGAUUUCAUCGGUGAAGAGUUAACCAAGAAACCUCGGUCAAUUGUUCUUCUUGAAUACAUAGACAAGGCUGAUUUUGUCACUAAAGAGAACUUAUCUCAGGCCAUCAAGACAGGGAAAUUGUCCGAUUCCCAUGGUCGGGAAAUCCGCCUCACUGAUGCCAUCUUUGUAACCACCUUGAGUAGUAGUGAAGAAGGGGACGGAAAUGGAAACGGAAACGGAAUCACCUAUUCCGAGGAAAGAAUCAUGAAUGCCAAACCCUUUCAAAUGAGAAUCUUGAUUGAAAGUUUCACGGAUCCCGGAACCUCGAGUGUACUCCUUUCACCUAUACGGUUAAAUUCUAGAAAUCCCGUUACUUAUAACAAAAGAAAAGUUAUUGAAAUCGGGGAUUUUGAGAUAAUGGUACCGGGAAUCAAGAAAUUGAAAUCGGGUUUUGAUUUGAAUCUUCCGGUUGAUGAAUCGGAAGAGAGUGAGGAUGAAACGGAAUCGGGAUCUCAAAAAGUGUGGUUGGAUGAGUUUUUAGAAGGAAUUGAUGAAAAAGUGGUGAUGAAACCGUUCGAUUUCGACUCACUUGCAGAAACGAUUUUGAAAGAAAUCAGUGUUUGCUUUCAGAAAUCAAUCGGAUCAAAUGUGUUGUUGGAGAUCGAGAAUGAAGUAAUGUUACAGAUUCUUGCAUCUUGUUGGUUAUCUGACAGAAAAGAGGAUAUAAAGAAGUGGAUUGAUAGUGUUCUGUAUAGAGGGUUUAUGGAAGCGAAGCAGAAGCAGAAACAGGGUGUCGAUGGUGAAUCCAUGGUGAAACUUAUGGUUGAAAGGGUUAUGGUUGAAGAAGAUGAUAUGUCGUGUCUUUGUCUUCCUUCAAGGAUCAUGGUGAAAUGA
Molecule: messenger RNA, 1884 nt
Organism: Lactuca virosa
Lineage: Eukaryota; Viridiplantae; Streptophyta; Magnoliopsida; Asterales; Asteraceae
Source: the annotation of a GenBank genome assembly